AUGGGCUUCCUCAUCAUGUUGGUCAUCCAACAAAGUAUCAUUGUGAAAAGAAGCAUCGCCAGCGCCAUCAUCCAAAGAACCAGGGGUGAGGGCGGCAUGGCCUCUAACGGGAGAGUGGCGAACAAGGGGCAUCGCAAAGGAAGUUUGGUCUCUUGUGGGGAAGCAGGCAGGAGAAUAAAUGAGGAGAAGAAGGGACGAGCCAAGGUUCAGAAGAAUAGAAAGAGAUAA
Molecule: messenger RNA, 228 nt
Organism: Puccinia graminis f. sp. tritici CRL 75-36-700-3
Lineage: Eukaryota; Fungi; Basidiomycota; Pucciniomycetes; Pucciniales; Pucciniaceae
Exons: 1
Coding region: 1-228 (75 amino acids)
Source: RefSeq, a predicted model, not a curated record